GAUUUAAAGUGGUUCACCAAGGCUACAUUCACCAUUGUAAGCCAAUGUAUUCAUCAUGUGUUUAGAAAUUAUAAGAGUUGAAAGCUCAACACAAGUUGAAGGAAUUACAUCAUUGGAGUAUAUGUGCAAGUUAAAGAUAUCGGAGUAGAGAAUUACAUGGUAAGUAGGGGAUACAAGAGGCUUAAGCAUUUAGCUUAGUUAUACACCAAUUACAUACUGCAAUGAAAUAUAUAUAUAUAUAUAUAUAUAUAUAUAUAUAGAGAGAGAGAGAGAGAGAGAGAGUUGUAUGACACAAUAGCAUGAAGAAUACUCAGAGGAUGUUGUUCCUCAUCUACUCGUUUGAGCACUCUUUGUGCUCGUUCGAGCAGUACCACCUGGGAGCCAAUGGUUCGUUGUUUGCUUGCUACAAUGUGUUCCUUGGUCUCACCAAUGCUGAGUGCGUAUUGUUCACAAUACCAUUGUGUUAUACUUGCCGGACAUGUCGCGGAUAGUAGACCGACUACCAAACGAGUCACAGGAUGACUCACAGAGUACCCAUGUAAACUUAUGAUAUGAGUUUGAAAUUGAUUUGAAUCCAUUGAGAUCUUAUGAUUUAGGAUGAAAAAUGAGAAUUUGAAUGACUAUAGCCAUUGAACUGGGAAUGAUAAUAUGAUUUAUCAAAUGAAAAAGCAUAUUUCAAAAUGAAUUUACUCAAAUCAAAAAGGUUUUAAUAACUUGUUUGACGGACACUAGUGUGUUUAUACUCGGCCUUUUUGCUGAUACUAUGCUUUGUAUGUUUUUCCAAUGGUUUUGCUUUUAGAGUAAACCCCUAUGGCACCUCGACGGAGAAUGAAUAUGCGAGUGGAAGAUAAACCCGAGUUGGAGUUUGACUCCCCUUUUUAUUUAGAUCUCUUUAUUGUAUUUGAGAGACUAUUAGUUUAGUUGUUUAGAUUUACUUUAUUUUAAGGAUGUAAUUUGAACUUUGGACUUAUUCCAAUUUUGUUGUAAUUUUCCUAUAUUUUGGACAGUUAAGACUUCCGUUAUAUUGCUUUGGUUUGGUUCAAGUAUUUUACUUGAAUAUUGGUUUGACCUUUAAGUAACCCCUUAUUUAUGUUGGCAAAAGUAAGUUUCUGCUUGAUUAAUACUAAAUUCUAAUUAGUGUUUGCCUUCAUAAUUCGAGGCGGUUAUAGAUAAUCAUUCAAAAUUCACAAAUUAUUUUUAGAAAAGAAAUUUACCAGAAAUUUAGAAAUAUUUUUCUCUAUAAAUUGAGACCCACUAUAUAAUAUUUUAUUUAGAUAAAAAAAUAGUUUUUUAGUUAGGGUAAAUGAGAAAAGAUAGUGAGAUUUAAUCAUAUUGUUUGCUAUUAAAAAAAUAGUUUUCAUUUUUUUAUUUACUUGAUGUGGAGAACAGAGAAAUGAGAAAAGAGAGGUGAAAAUUUUUUUGUUGUUCAUGGAUAAAGAUGCUCUAACUAGGAGUGUUUAAAAAAAUCCGAUCCGCAUCUUAAAUGGCGGGUCAAUUUUCAAUAACAACAAUAUUUUACGGGUUGGGUACCCGACCUGUCUUAACCGGGUUGGGUCAUGGGCCACUUAAUUAAGUAAAACGGGAUACCCGUUACAUUUGAGGAAUUUUUUUUCAAAAAUUGCAAGUGGGUUACCAACAACUAAAUUUAAGAUCAAGAAGAAAUAAAACAUCAGUAACUAAUAUUAAGAGAGAAAAAAGAAGUCAGUAGCUUCUCUAAAAACAAUGACGUCAGUAGCUAAUAGUCUAAAAGUAAGUAUUAAGAAAGAAAAAUAAAAUGACCAGUAUCUAAUAGUCUAAUACUAUUCACAAAGGCUCAACUCUUAAUUUUUUCUUUUAUUCUUUUAAAUUUUGUUUUGCAAAAAAUAAAAUUGAGUAUUCGGUGUCCUGACCCGAUUCAUUCGAGUAGCCAAAUAAAUCAGGCCGGAACACGGGCUUUUAAAAUAAAUACUCCACUUUUCGGAUAGCAGGUUAUAAACACCCAUAGCUCUAACAACCACUACAAAAAGAAAUAAGUGGUCAGAGAUUAUUAACCAAUCUGCACGCCCUCUAAUUUUUUUUUUUAAUCAUCAUACCUUUUAAUCUCAAAACGCAUCGUUAAUCAAUUUAAACCAAAAAAAGGAAAUUGUUAAACCCAUUUCUUAUUUGUCGCCACCAAUUUCAUUUUAUCGCCACCCCCCCUUGAAUGAAAUUACGACUUUACCCCUGAAAUUUAAAAAAUUACGAAAAUGCCACUAAGCUUAUAACUUAUAUAAAAACACUUCAAAUCCACUCAAUAACACUUUCAUCACUUCCAUAAAAUCAAAUUCUUCACAUAAAAUUAAGCGGAGCUAAAACUUUGGAAUCGAAAUCGUCAACAAAAAUUCGAGUAAAUGGCUGGAAAUCAAGGUAAAGGAAAAGGGUUUUUUAGAGGUUUAUUAAGCGGCAAUAGAUCUAGGCCUACUUUACUGAGAGGUGAUCCCCAUGAGAGGGGGGUUACGGGAUCUGCAAGGCGAGCAAGGCAAGAACAAGCGGCCAUACAUAGUCAGGCCCAACGUUCAAGUACCCUAGAGCAAGUGCGUAGUCGCUUUGAGCGCCAAAGUAGCCUACAUAGUCAUACGGUCGGCUCAGGUGACGAUGAUACUGAUUACGACGAGUCUCUUAGUCGGGAAGAGUCUCUUGGUCAGGAUGAGUCUGCAUGUCAUCCUGUUGAUUGGACGAUCGUAAGAGGCCAUGCUGUUAAGUUCAAGAGUAGAGGGCAGGGCUCGAGUGGCACUUCUGAUCAGGCAGGAGUAAGCCAGGCUGAGGAUGCGGCUCCACGGGGGAGGAGGCGAUCGCAGUCCGCGGACACGGACUGGUUAAUCACAUCAGCCCAGCCCGGGGGCCCUGUUGAUACUACUUUAAUACCCAGCUACGGUGGGCACGUAGCAAAGGCUAUAUUUGAGGGAUCGGAGCGCACCCCUCCGAUUUUGGAAUGUCGUGCUCGGAAGAAAACGUUGGAUUCAAUCAUUAGACUUCAGGACAUGUCUGAUGAAUUGUACAGAGUGUUACCUGGUACUCCCCUUGGUCGGCUGCCGUAUAUAAUGCACCAGCACAUCGACAGUGCUCUCAUUACGGCAUUUGUGGAAAGGUGGCAGCCUAACACCAACACCUUCCACAUGCCGUGGGGGGAGAUGACCAUAAUGUUGCACGACGUGCAACGCAUCUUGGGAAUUGGCAUUGACGGUUCACUUCCCGUGCAACCGUCUGAUAAUGAAUGGCAGCUUGGCCUGGCCGGCCUUUUUGGUAUGCCAUUGUCGGAGCUGCGUGCGAAGGGGCACUUCACAAGCGGCAGCAUUAAUGUUGGUGCACUGUUGCAGCUAUGCCACCGUUCUCAGUCUAUGGAUACUCAACGUACCGCCUACUACAUGGCUAUAGUAGGUUCCACGUUGCUCGUGGAUAAGACUAGAGUCGGGAUGCGUCCUCACCCUGUUGUUACUGUUACCGCUGAUGAGGCUGAUAUUGCUUGGGGUGCAGUGACGCUUGCUCACAUGUAUCGCCAACUGGGUAUGGCGACAAGGACUGGGUGCAAGACUAUUGCUGGUUGCUUGACACUGUUGCAGACAUGGAUUUACGAGUACUUCCCAGCCUUCCGCCCCCAUCCGCGUCAAGCUGACAUGCCGAACAAGACAAGGGCAGAGAUGUGGUCCCCGCCGAAGCCAAUCCGCGAGCUGAGCAGACUGAUAGACUGUAGGAGCAUACUGGAUGCCAUGACAGAGGCACAGGUGGAGUGGACUCCGUACUUGACUUAUGAUAGGUCUUUAUUGAACGAGCACCCACGUACCUCGUAUAUCGGUGGUAUCACCUGUUUCGAUAUCGUGGAGGUCUAUUUGCCUGAGAGGACAGUGAGGCAGCUCGGUUUUGCACAGGAGAUUCCCCCGGCUCCGCUGAGACCUACCCAAGCUCUGCGACCAGCACAGGGCUCCUACUCAGUUACAUUCGCUUCUUCCUGUAUGUUUACGGAGAUGUGGAGUAGGUUCCCUUACUGUGCCCGCGUAGUGGAGCAGGCACAGCGUCGCGCAUCGGUUCCAUCAGAGGCUGCCCCGGAUUACGUGGACUGGUUUAGAGUGUCUUCCCACUGUUUUCUCAUCCCAGGUGAAGGACCUGCUGCUGCGUUUGGUGCUGCUGAUAACAGAGUCGAAUAUUUUGCUGCUGAAUUUCCAACUCGACUUGCACCAUUGCUCAGGAUGCCAGCUAUUGCUCAAAUGACGCCUCGGGAAAGAGAUGCUGCUGAUAUGUAUUUAGAGGAUCUUAGAGAGUUGUUUUCCGAAUGGCAAGAGUGUAGAGGGCGCAGCCCCUUAUAGACAUUUACCUGUUUUGUAAUGCAUGAACAAUUGUUGUAUUUAAUCUUUAUGUAUGAACAACUUUUUAAUCGUUUGAACAAUUGAAUUAUAUAUAAACACUAUGGAG
Molecule: messenger RNA, 4425 nt
Organism: Amaranthus tricolor (Joseph's coat)
Lineage: Eukaryota; Viridiplantae; Streptophyta; Magnoliopsida; Caryophyllales; Amaranthaceae
Product: protein MAIN-LIKE 1-like
Exons: 4
Coding region: 2370-4319 (649 amino acids)
Biological process (GO): meristem development; meristem maintenance
Source: RefSeq, a predicted model, not a curated record